Trichoderma reesei QM6a is the source of this 831-nucleotide messenger RNA. RefSeq lists its product as uncharacterized. The transcript has a single exon. Bases 1 to 831 code for a protein of 276 amino acids. NCBI's taxonomy places the organism in Eukaryota, Fungi, Ascomycota, Sordariomycetes, Hypocreales, Hypocreaceae. The record is from RefSeq and is a predicted model, not a curated record.
AUGGCAUCACAACCCUACCCCUACACUCACUCCCCCUCCCUCUCCCCCCUAUCAACCCUCCCGCCGCAAUCCCUCUCCACGACCAGCGACCCUCCCAUCGCGCACCUCAUGACCAGCGUCCUCAUCCUCCGCCAACAACCUCAUCAACCCCCUUCUCAAUCUCACCCCCAACAAGGCACCACCACCACCACCACCACCACUCAGCCUCCAAGCCCUCCUCCUCCUCAGAUCCUCCUCCUCCGCCGCUCCCCAACAGACUCAUACCCACUGAAGUGGGAAACCCCCGGCGGCUCCGUCGACCCAACCGAUCCAUCCAUCCUCUCCGCCGCCGCGCGCGAGCUCCACGAAGAAGCCUCCCUCUCGAACCCUCACUUCCACGCCACCGUCGGCAUGGCCCGCUGCUGCUCCUCCUCCGUCAACACCCAAGAGGAAGCCGCUCAAAUGGGCGGCGAAUGGGGCAUUCCCCCUGAAGAGGAAGACGCCAAGGACGUUGAUGUGCAGGGCGUCAUGGGCUUGCACAAGAUGAAAGUGACGACGUUUCUGGAGACGCGCAACGUGUGGGGGAAAAUAAACUUUAUUGCUACCGUGGAUGAGGGCGUGAGCGAGCGGGUUGUGACGGAUCCCGAGGAGCAUACUGAGUGGGGGUGGUUUACGGAGGACGAGGUCAGGAGGGGCCGCGCUUGGAGGAGGGUGGUGGAUGAUAAGCAUGAUGAUGAUGGGGAGGGGGAGGGGGAGAUGAGGGAAAAGGUGCUCGAGUUUACGAGCCAGGCCGUCUGGGGGUCGAUUCUGGAGAGCUUUAGGGUGGGGAGGGACUUGGGAAUCAUUGUGUGA